UUGUUUUUUAUCUUCUUGAUCUGUGUUUAGCCUUCCGUCUGUUUUUCUUGAAUUUCUUGAUUUCAAACUAAAAUUUGAAGCAAGUUUCUAUUUGAAAGAACAAUCCAAAUUAUCAAAUUCUUGAAGAACAAUCCAAAUUAUAUCUUAGCGGAAUUAGCUUGCAAAUUGAUUGAUCUAUUAUACGACAUACAAUUCAAGGUUUGAUUGAAUUGCAUUGGUGAAUUUGCAGCUUGUGAUUUGCUGCUACUGCUGUUGAUAUUAGUGUAACUUACUGGUGAAGAAGAAUUUGUAAUUGGAAAGCUCGGAACAAUGAGCGGUCACGAUUCGAAGUAUUUCUCAACUACGAAGAAGGGCGAAAUCCCUGAACUUAAAGAAGAACUCAAUUCUCAAUAUAAGGAUAAGAGAAAAGAUGCUGUUAAAAAGGUUAUUGCUGCAAUGACUGUUGGAAAGGAUGUCUCAUCACUUUUUACAGAUGUAGUGAACUGCAUGCAAACAGAGAAUCUGGAGCUUAAGAAGCUAGUUUAUUUGUACCUCAUAAAUUAUGCUAAAAGCCAGCCUGAUCUUGCUAUACUUGCAGUCAAUACUUUUGUCAAGGAUUCACAAGAUCCUAAUCCUUUAAUUCGAGCUUUGGCUGUAAGGACAAUGGGUUGCAUUCGUGUUGACAAAAUUACUGAGUACUUAUGUGAUCCCCUUCAGAGGUGUCUGAAGGAUGAUGAUCCUUAUGUUCGUAAAACAGCAGCCAUUUGUGUGGCCAAACUUUUUGACAUAAAUGCAGAGUUAGUUGAAGACAGGGGAUUUCUGGAAUCUCUCAAGGAUCUAAUAUCUGAUAAUAAUCCAAUGGUUGUAGCUAAUGCCGUGGCAGCCCUUGCAGAGAUUCAAGAGAAUAGUAGCAGGCCCAUUUUUGAGAUUACUAGUCAUACACUUUCAAAGCUGCUUACUGCUCUAAAUGAAUGCACAGAGUGGGGCCAAGUUUUUAUAUUGGAUGCUCUUUCUAAAUACAAAGCUGCUGAUGCCCGUGAGGCUGAGAAUAUUGUGGAACGAGUUACUCCAAGACUGCAACAUGCUAAUUGUGCAGUUGUACUCUCAGCUGUUAAGAUGAUCCUACAACAAAUGGAACUCAUCACUAGCACUGACGUUGUUCGAAAUCUUUGUAAGAAGAUGGCUCCUCCUCUUGUGACAUUACUUUCUGCUGAACCUGAGAUACAGUAUGUUGCUUUGAGGAACAUCAACCUAAUUGUACAGAGAAGGCCUACUAUCCUUGCUCAUGAAAUUAAGGUGUUUUUCUGUAAGUACAAUGAUCCCAUAUAUGUGAAGAUGGAGAAGCUUGAAAUCAUGAUAAAACUUGCCUCGGACCGAAAUAUAGACCAAGUCCUGUUGGAAUUUAAAGAGUAUGCCACAGAAGUAGAUGUCGAUUUUGUCAGAAAGGCUGUUCGUGCCAUUGGUCGCUGUGCCAUUAAGUUGGAGAGAGCUGCUGAGCGCUGCAUCAGUGUCCUGCUAGAGCUGAUUAAAAUUAAAGUUAACUAUGUAGUUCAAGAAGCUAUAAUUGUUAUCAAAGACAUCUUUAGAAGAUAUCCUAACACUUACGAAUCAAUCAUUGCGACACUGUGUGAGAGCUUGGACACUUUAGAUGAACCGGAAGCUAAGGCUUCCAUGAUCUGGAUAAUUGGUGAAUAUGCUGAACGAAUUGAUAACGCUGAUGAACUUCUGGAAAGCUUCUUGGAGAGUUUCCCUGAAGAGCCUGCUCAAGUCCAGUUGCAAUUGCUGACUGCAACCGUCAAAUUGUUUCUUAAAAAGCCAACUGAAGGCCCUCAGCAAAUGAUCCAGGUGGUCUUAAAUAAUGCAACUGUAGAAACAGACAAUCCUGAUUUACGUGAUCGUGCAUACAUCUAUUGGCGACUACUAUCUACUGAUCCUGAGGCUGCUAAAGAUGUUGUGUUAGCUGAGAAGCCUGUGAUUAGCGAUGAUUCGAACCAACUUGAUUCAUCUCUUCUGGAUGAGCUUCUUGCUAAUAUUGCUACAUUAUCCUCUGUGUAUCACAAGCCCCCUGAAGCAUUUGUAACCCGUGUAAAAACAGCAACACAGCGAACUGAAGAUGAGGAAUAUGGGAGUGAAACAGGGUAUUCAGAAUCACCUUCUCAUCCUGCUGAUGUUGGUGCAUCACCACCACCGAGCACUUCAAAUAAUGCUUCAUAUCCUGGAUCAAGGCAACCAGCUCCUGCACCAGCUGCGCCACAACCUGCUGCUCCUGUGCCGGAUUUACUUGGUGACCUGAUAGGCAUUGAUAAUAGCGCUAUUGUCCCCAUUGACCAGCCGUCUACUCCUGCUGGCCCUCCUUUGCCAGUGGUACUACCAGCCUCUUCUGGUCAUGGUUUACAAAUCAGCGCACAGCUAACACAAAAAGAUGGCCAAGUCUUUUAUAGCAUGUUGUUUGAGAACAACACACAGGUUUCCCUUGAUGGUUUCAUGAUUCAGUUUAACAAGAAUACAUUUGGUCUUGCAGCUGCUGGACCCUUACAGGUUCCACUAUUGCAACCUGGUGCAACAGCAACAGCCCUACUACCGAUGGUUAUGUUCCAAAACAUGACUACUGGUCCUCCAAACUCAAUUUUGCAAGUUGCUGUGAAAAAUAAUCAACUGCCAGUAUUAUACUUUAAUGACAAAAUCUCGUUGCAUGUAUUCUUUAUUGACGAUGGACGGAUGGAGCGUGGGAGCUUCCUUGAGACAUGGAGGUCUCUUCCCGAUUCGAAUGAGGUCUCUAAGGACUUUCCAGGUCUUGUAGUGAACAGCGUAGAAGCUACCAUAGAUCGGUUAGAUGCAUCGAAAAUGUUUUUCAUUGCAAAGCGAAAGCAUGCCAACCAAGAUGUAUUCUACUUCUCUGCUAAAAUUGCUAGAGGAAUUCCAUUUUUGAUUGAAUUAACCACAGCUGUUGGAACUCCUGGUGUUAAGUGUGCAAUCAAGACUCCGAGCCCCGACAUGGCGCCAUUUUUCUUUGAAGCCCUCGAGACACUCAUCAAGGGAUAGUUCUGUUUCUAUAUUUUUUUUUGCCUUUUUGUUUACGAUUUUUUAAACUUUUUUCGAUUUUUAUGUAAAAUCUGCAUUGGGUAGUGAGGUUUAAGCUAUGAUUCUGCCUUUUUUAAAAAUCUUUUUUAUUUGGUCUCUAUCUGUGUCAAUUAAAGCUUUAGAUUCUUGUUGUAUGAACUUUUGAAUUUUGGUAGUAACUCAAGCGCAUGUAUUUUCGUGUAUCAGACAAUUGGAAUUUUUUACGAACAUAUGUCUCGAUGUUCAUUCAGUAGCUAGAUCAGAUUCUGGCGUA
Messenger RNA from Mercurialis annua (annual mercury), 3313 nucleotides. RefSeq names its product beta-adaptin-like protein B. Gene Ontology annotation, cellular component: membrane coat; clathrin adaptor complex. The transcript is spliced from 16 exons. Gene Ontology annotation, molecular function: clathrin binding. The coding region runs from base 310 to 3021 and encodes 903 amino acids. Gene Ontology annotation, biological process: intracellular protein transport; vesicle-mediated transport. The record is from RefSeq and is a predicted model, not a curated record. NCBI's taxonomy places the organism in Eukaryota, Viridiplantae, Streptophyta, Magnoliopsida, Malpighiales, Euphorbiaceae.